Molecule: messenger RNA, 824 nt
Organism: Pelobates fuscus (common spadefoot toad)
Lineage: Eukaryota; Metazoa; Chordata; Amphibia; Anura; Pelobatidae
Gene: FXN
Product: frataxin
Exons: 5
Coding region: 68-670 (200 amino acids)
Biological process (GO): intracellular iron ion homeostasis; iron incorporation into metallo-sulfur cluster
Cellular component (GO): mitochondrion
Molecular function (GO): 2 iron, 2 sulfur cluster binding; ferric iron binding; ferroxidase activity
Source: RefSeq, a predicted model, not a curated record
ACUUCAGACACAACCAAUCAAACCCUGAAAGGGGAGCCGACUACUAACGCUUGAGUCCAGUGACAUUAUGUGGGGCCUGGGCCGGGUGCUGAGGGAUGUCCCUGGGGCAGUGCGGCUGGCCUGUCAGCGGAAGGCGGUCAUACAGUGCAGCAGAGGACUGGGCUCAGGGAGUGUGGAGCCUGGCCGCAGUGUGAGCUCAGCUGGAAAUCUCCCAACUUGUAGACAUCUGCUGGAAUCUAACCACAUGAAUGUUACCUUACACAAUAGCAGAAGAGCAGGGACAUUAACAAGUAGCAGUACCCUAGAUGAGAAUACAUAUGAGAAGUUAGCAGAAGAUACACUGGACUCUUUAGCUGAAUAUUUUGAAGAUCUUGCAGAUCAGCCAUUUACACAAAAUGAUUAUGAUGUCACUUUCGGGAGCGGGGUUUUAACAAUUAAACUUGGGAGCGAUAAAGGGACAUAUGUAAUUAACAAGCAGACACCAAACAAACAGAUUUGGUUAUCAUCUCCUACAAGUGGACCAAAGCGAUAUGACUGGACUGGGACCACUUGGGUGUAUUCUCAUGACGGCCUUUCCCUUCAUCACUUAUUAGCAGAAGAACUGUCGAUCGCAUUAAACACAAAAAUAGACUUAUCUGCUCUAGUAUAUUCUGGAAAGCGCUCAACAUAAGGGAAAAUUCAACAUUGUUCACAGACUACUGCAUCAAAAAUUUGUUUUGUUUUUUACUUUUCUUGUUUGCUUUUGUCUGCAUUAUAACUUUCAACAAAAAGGUCAAAUGAUAUAUAUUUUUUCCAAAUAUGCAAUUCAGUUUGAUUUGUGCAAA